Catharus ustulatus (Swainson's thrush) is the source of this 2301-nucleotide messenger RNA. It is a transcript of the gene CD86, whose product is annotated as CD86 molecule. The record is from RefSeq and is a predicted model, not a curated record. Gene Ontology annotation, biological process: immune response; cell surface receptor signaling pathway; negative regulation of T cell proliferation. The transcript has 6 exons. NCBI's taxonomy places the organism in Eukaryota, Metazoa, Chordata, Aves, Passeriformes, Turdidae. The coding region runs from base 213 to 1073 and encodes 286 amino acids. Gene Ontology annotation, cellular component: external side of plasma membrane.
AUUCCUCUUUCCUCUGCUCCAGGCAUUUUGGGUACUUGUCUCGCCCUUUGGACCUCAGGGACAAUCUGUUCCUCCCAUGGCAUACACAGUCUGCAGUAAUCUUCUGCAUCACCCUCUCUGUAAACCAGAGAUCUGCCAUGGCAUGCUAGUUGUGGUUGCUAAAGGCUGGGAAACACACAGAAGCCCUUGCCCCGGUCUAUGGAAAAACUGUCAUGGAGGUCUGCAUAUUCUUCCUUUGUGCUGUGAUAUUUCUCCCAGGUAUUGCUGCCAGUGUGCAUCUGGUGAAGGCAUUUCUCCAUCACACUGUACACCUAUCCUGCCAUUUUCCAAACUCUCAGAAAAUUGAUGUAAACAAUUUAGUAAUUUUUUGGCAAAAAGACACUAUUAAAGUGGUGCAUGAAGUAUAUUAUGGCCAAGAAAAACAUGAGAACCUUAGUCCUGAAUAUAUAAAUCGUACCAAGGUGGACACGGGCAAAUGGACCUUGCAGUUGCUAAAUGCAGGAGUUGAGGACGAGGGACUCUAUCAGUGUAUUAUUAUGCAAAAAAUAACUGAACGAUCAACAGAGGUCAUACACAAAUCUGAGUGCUCACUACACAUCAUUGCCAACUAUAGUCAACCUGAGAUAGCAGAACUGCACUCCGGGGAACUAAAGCCCAACGGAUACUUGAAUCUUUCCUGUUCUUCCGGUGGAGGUUAUCCAGAGCCCAAGGAGAUGACUUGGCUAAUUUCAUAUGAGAACAUAACACACAGCAGUACGGCUCACAUGGAUAUCUCACAGGAUGCUGUGACAAAGCUCUACAAUGUUACCAGCAAGCUGAAUAUCCCGGUUCCGGAGAAAAGCCACACUAAUAUCAGCUGUUUGCUCCACCUUAGGGAGCAGCUGGGAAGCCUUGUCUCAGUCCCAUUGGCCAUAGAGAUACCAGACAAUCAAAUGAAGCAAACAGAGAUAAAUUUCUUUGGCCCACUUAUAGCUGUGGUUGUACUGAUCACUUCUGCACUUCUGGGUUUUGUGAUAUUAAAGAAGAACAGAAAUAUCUUGUCUACCAACCAAAGUGACAGUCUAGCAGUCUAGAAGCUAUCCAGCUUGAAACUGUGACCAUCAGCCAGACUGCUGACUGGGAACCACCUCUGCACACAGCAAAGCAUGAGCUCUCAUGUUUUUAAAGGUUCUGCCAGUACAAGAAUCCUCCCCAGAAGCCCUACAGAACAAAAUGCAGCACUUCUGUGUAAUGGCUGAAACCUACUUCCUGGUGUUCUCUGCUUUUAUUUUUGCUCCAGAAUGGUAGUAAAUAUGAUGCUUUACCUGUCUGCAUGACGACCUUUUUGUUGUAUAUUUUAUUAUGCACUGUGACCAUGUAAAAUCCUGAGAGUCAAUGGAGAAAGCAGAGCUACAUGGGUCACAGAAUGUCUCAGAAAUAGAAAGAGUUAAGGUGCAAUCUGUGAAUCAUAACUAUCACUGCAAACACAAUCAGAGGUAGGCUAUUACCCAUAGAACCAUGGAAUCAUAGAAUGACUUGGGCUGGGAGGGACCUUGAACAUCAUGUAGUUUCAAACCUCCUGCCUAACCAUGAGCCAUAAAGGCUUUUGGCAGAGCCACUGUAGCUUUGUACUUGUAACUUCCUUGUAAAGCUUCACAUCAGAAAGAGGAACUUCAGGGCACUUCCCCACCUUCUGAGAAAAGUAUCAAGCAUUUGAAACUAGAAAUAAUCAAAAGGAAAUACUUGCUUUAAACACAAUUUGUGAUUAACAUCCUUUUUUAUAUAUAAAUCAUCCAAACUUAAUAUGUUCAGGCAGUUAGUACCUCCACAUUUUGUUCCUCUGUACUCUGACUGAGAACAGUAACAGUUGUUCAGGUGGAUGCAGGGAUAGAAAAGAAUAGCAUGAUGUAUAAUAUGUGUAUAUCUAACCAUAUAAAAUUAGGCUGAGUAGAUAAUGAAAAAAUAUUACAUAUGUCAUGUUCCUUUUUGGUUGACUGUUCUCCCUUCUUAAUUUUACUUCAGACCUUGAUGAUAGAGCAAUUCAUACGCUGCGGUAUGUUCAGCCAUAGGAAGGAGUUUUAUCUUUCAGAAAAGAUCCUUUAUUUUGCUCAAAAUGUGUCAGUUCUCCAAUAUUGUAUGAUCUCCACAAUUUAUAUUCUUCGACAGCACUGACGUCUUUCAGGAAGAAGAAUGCAGCAGAAUUGAGACAAAAUUCUGAGAUCUUGAUUGUGUUUGUAGGUCUGACACUUUCAGAAGAGCAGGGACAUUAGCAUCAUAUUCUCAAGACAAAUUUCAGCUCAGAGUUGCAGUCUGGGGACAUAA